CUAGAGAGGUCUGGAGGGCUUCGCGAGGGGAGGAGGGAGGGGAAGCCUUCUUCCUGGUUUCCCUGGCGUUGCCGUGGCGACAGAGGGAGCGCCGCCCCUCCCCUCGGGCUCCCCUGAGGAGGAAGGCCCCCCUCCCCGCGCGGGCUCCUCUGAGGCCCCACCAAUUCUCCGUCUUUCCACUUUGAAUGUCAUUUGAGAGAAGAGGUGGAUGUAUCAUCAUCUAGUUUGGAGGCAGCCUAGAAGCGCAGAAUAAAGAUGGAAGGGCAAGAGCCAGCUGCCACCAAGUUAGAAGUAUUUUCUUCUGUUGUUGAGGCAGAGAACAACAGAGCAUUCUGGGAGGACUCUUGGAGGAAAGACCAGGAGAGAAGUCUUUUCCAUUCAGACCUUCAGCACCAGCACUUCCAGCAUUUCCGCUAUGAGGAGACUUUAGGACCUCGAGAGGUUUGCAGCCGCCUUCACUCUCUCUGCCGCCUGUGGCUGAAGCCAGAGCGACACUCCAAGGCGGAGAUGUUGGACCUGGUGCUCCUGGAGCAGUUCCUGGCCGUCCUUCCUGUGGAGAUGGAGCUCUGGGUGAGGGAAUGUGGGGCAGAGACCAGUUCCCAGGCCGUGGCUUUGGCUGAAGGAUUCCUCCUGAGUCAGGAAGAGGAGAGGAAGCAGGAGAAGCCACAGGUGCAGGAAUCAUUUGCAGACGAGACCAGUCAGGUGGAGGAAUAUUCUUCAGACACCAUGUGCAUUGCCCACAUUGGAAAUGGAGAAUAUAUAAUACUUGGCAGUGAAACAUGGGGAAUUGAUAGUAGCACAACUUUUCAUGAUUCUCUUCUAAGAAGAGAUUCUGCGGGACCAGAUCAGGUGACUUUUGAAGAUGUGUCUGUGGAUUUCUCAGAGGAGGAGUGGGCCCUCAUGGAUCCAAGCCAAAAAGCCUUGCACCAGGAAAUCAUGGAGGAGAAUUUAGGGAUUGUGUCAUCUCUGGCCAUGUCAAUAGAGGAGACAUCAUUUAAAUAUUUGGAAGAUGGAAUGAAUUUCAAUAGGAAGGAAGCGCUCACCUUUUCUCAAGAAACUCACACAAGGGAUAAACCAUUUAAAUGCUUGGAGUGUGGAAAGAACUUCCAUCAGAAGGCACACCUUGUUAUCCAUCAGAGAAACCACACAGGAGAAAAGCCAUUUAAAUGCUUGGAAUGUGGAAAAAGUUUCUCUCAGAAGGUAAGCCUUGUUCAUCACAGGGCAGUUCACACAGGAGAGAAGCCAUUUAAAUGCUUGCAGUGUGAAAAGAGCUUUAGUCGAAAAAGAAACCUUAUUAGUCAUCAGACAACUCACACAGGGGAAAAGCCAUUUAAAUGCUUGCAGUGUGAAAAGAGCUUCAGUCACAAGCAUGUCCUUAUUCGUCAUCGGGCAAUGCACACAGAAGUAAAACCAUUUCAAUGCUUGCAGUGUGAAAAGAGCUUCAGUGAAAAGACAAGCUUUAUUAGUCAUCAAACAACUCACACAGGAGAGAAGGCAUUUAAAUGCUUGCAGUGUGAAAAGAGCUUCAGUCGCAAGAGAAACCUGAUUUGUCAUCAGGCAACUCACACAGGAGAGAAGCCAUUUCAAUGUUUGCAGUGUGAAAUGAGCUUCAGUGAAAAAAGAAAUCUUAUUCGUCAUCAGGCAACUCACACAGGCGAGAAGCCGUUUCAAUGCUUGCAGUGUGAAAAGAGCUUCAGUCACAAGCAUGUCCUUAUUCGUCAUCAGGCAACUCACACAGGAGAGAAGCCAUUUCAGUGCUUGCAGUGUGAAAAGAGCUUCAGUCAAAAGGGAAGCCUUAGUUAUCAUCAGGCAUCUCACACAGGUGUAAAGCCAUUUAAAUGCUUGCAGUGUGAAAAGAGUUUCAGUCGCAAGCACAUACUUAUUAGUCAUCAGGCAACUCACACAGGACUAAAGCCAUUUAAAUGCUUGCAGUGUGCAAAGAGCUUCAGUCAAAAGGGAAACCUUAUUAGUCAUCAGGCAACUCACACAGGCGAAAAGCCAUUUCAGUGCUUCCAGUGUGAAAAGAGCUUCAGUCUAAAGGGAAGCCUCAUUAGUCAUCAGGCAACUCACACAGGAGAGAAGCCAUUUCAAUGCUUCCAGUGUGAAAAGAACUUCAGUCACAAGAAAAACCUUAUUCGUCAUCAGGCAACUCACACAGGAGUAAAGCCAUUUCAGUGUUUGCAGUGUGAAAUGAGCUUCAGUGAAGAGAGAAACCUUAUUCGUCAUCAGGCAACUCACACAGGACUAAAGCCAUUUCAAUGCUUGCAAUGUGAAAAGAGCUUCAAUCGCAAGUACAUGCUUCUUCGUCAUCAGGCAACUCACACAGGAUAGAAGCCACUUAAAUGUUUGCAGUGUGAAAAGAGCUUUAGUCAAAUGGGAAGACUUAUUAGUCAUCAGGCAAUUAACACAGGAGUAAAGCCCAUUUGAAUGCUCAGUGUGUGGAAAGAGCUUCAGUCACAAGCACGUCAUUAAUUGUCAUCAGGCAAAUCACACAGGAGAAAAAACAUUUAAAUGUUUGGAAUGUGGAAAAAGUUCUCUGAGAAGUUAGACGUUGUUGAUCAGAAGGCAAUUCACACAGGAGAGAAGCUGUUUGUGUUGAUUGCAGAAAGAGUUUCUAUCGGAAAGGAGCCCUUUUUCAUCAUCAGGCAACUCACAGUAGAAAAAAAAAACCAGAGUGUGGAAAGAGCUGCAGGGGAAAUACAAGCCUUCUUUUUUAAUUCUCAACCCACAUGGAAGAAAUGGGGCAAGGGCACGUUCCCUUGUUUUACAUCAGAGGGGGCAUGAAUCUUUGUCAUAGAAACACUGAGUUAAAAAGCCUUGGUUUUGGGGAGAAAUAAUAACCUGAUCAUUUUUCUUUCAUGAAAUAUCUCAUUCAGCAUAAGUGAUAAUAUUUUUGAGAGCGAAAGGAAAGAUAUUUCUGGUUUUUUAUCCAUUCAUGCAUUCUGGUUACUUCAACUAUUUCCUGUCAUGUAUAUUCAGGAUUAAAAAUACAUUUAAUUUAAAAGUUU
This is a messenger RNA of Anolis carolinensis (green anole), 3008 nucleotides long. Its product is annotated as zinc finger protein 883-like. Gene Ontology annotation, biological process: regulation of DNA-templated transcription. The transcript has 6 exons. The record is from RefSeq and is a predicted model, not a curated record. The coding region runs from base 256 to 2331 and encodes 691 amino acids. NCBI's taxonomy places the organism in Eukaryota, Metazoa, Chordata, Lepidosauria, Squamata, Anolidae.